AUGGGCGUUGCUGAUAACAUUUGGAAACUAAGCAAACUUUUCUCUCUGUUCCUUCCUUUGAAGACAAAGACAGGGAUUUGUUUGCUGCAGGAUGGUAAUCAGGAGCCUUUCAAAGUGCGACUGCACUUAGCCAAAGAUAUUUUGAUGAUCCAGGAGCAGGAUGUGAUCUGUGUGUCUGGUGAGCCUUUCUAUUCUGGUGAAAGAACGGUAACAAUUAGAAGACAAACUGUAGGAGGAUUUGGAUUAAGUAUAAAGGGUGGAGCAGAACAUAAUAUUCCAGUGGUCAUUUCCAAAAUUUCCAAAGAACAAAGAGCUGAACUCUCAGGUUUGCUCUUUAUAGGAGAUGCAAUUCUACAGAUUAAUGGAAUUAAUGUAAGAAAAUGCAGGCAUGAAGAAGUGGUUCAGGUUCUUCGGAAUGCAGGAGAAGAAGUGACCCUAACAGUGUCCUUUCUGAAAAGAGCGCCUGCUUUUCUCAAAUUGCCUCUGAAUGAAGAUUGUGCGUGUGUCCCUAGUGACCAAAGCAGUGGCACAUCAUCUCCCCUCUGUGACAGUGGUUUGCAUCUCAACUACCAUCCCAACAAUACGCUGUGUAAUCAGGGAGCAGAAAAAAUUCCUUGUGACAGACCACAAAUCAUGAAUAUUCUAACUGAAUCAUUACUGCACAACAUAAAGGAUACGCUAUCAUGUUCCUCAUGGCCAACAUCACCAGGGCUUAGGUGGGAGAAGAGAUGGUGUGAUCUCCGAUUAAUCCCGCUCCUUCAUUCCCGUUUUUCCCAGUACCUCCCAGGAUCAGAUUUGUGCAGGCAAAAUGCAUUCCAAGUAAUUGCUGUGGAUGGAGUUUGCAGUGGAAUAAUUCAGUCUCUCUCUGCUGAAGACUGUAUGGACUGGCUACAAGCAAUAGCAACUAACAUUUCCAACCUCACAAAGCACAAUAUAAAAAAAAUCAACAGGAAUUUUCCCGUAAACCAGCAGAUAGUCUAUAUGGGCUGGACAGAAGAACGGGAACAAGACUCCCUUCAGGACCGAAUGUACACACCAAAGUUUCUAGCUCUGAGGGGUUCCUCUCUUUACAAAUUUAUAGCACCUCCAGUCACCACGUGGGAUUGGACACGAGCUGAAAAAACGUUUUCAGUUUAUGAGAUCAUGUGCAAAAUUCUCAAGGACAGUGAUCUGUUGGAUCGUCGGAAACACUGCUUCGGUGUCCAAUCUGAAUCUGGAGAGGACCUCUACUUUUCCGUGGAGUUAGAGUGUGACCUAACCCUAUGGGAAAAAGCCUUCCAAACAGCAACUUUUUUAGAAGUUGAACGAAUUCAGUGCAAGACAUAUGCCUGUGUUUUGGAGAGUCAUCUUAUGGGGCUUACCAUUGACUUUGGCAUGGGCUUUGUAUGUUUUGAUGCUGCCACAAAGGCUGUGCUUUGGAGGUACAAGUUUUCCCAGCUUAAAGGGUCUUCAGAUGAUGGCAAGAGCAAAAUCAAAUUUUUGUUCCAAAAUCCAGAUACUAAGCAGAUUGAAGCAAAGGAGUUGGAAUUUUCCAAUCUAUUUGCAGUCCUUCACUGCAUCCACUCAUUCUUCGCGGCCAAAGUGGCUUGUUUGGACCCAUUGUAUGUAGGCAGUCAAGCCGCCACAUCUGCUGUUGCCACAACUUCUGACCUUUGGGGAACUGCGAACAUGGAAACCAAUCCAAGAGGCAAGCCAUGCUGCAGUUUCAGCAGAAAAAUGGUCACAUGGGAUCAUACAUUCAUCUCUGUUCUGCAACUCCAGUAA
Emys orbicularis (European pond turtle) is the source of this 1764-nucleotide messenger RNA. RefSeq names its product syntrophin gamma 1 (gene SNTG1). The record is from RefSeq and is a predicted model, not a curated record. Bases 1 to 1764 code for a protein of 587 amino acids. Gene Ontology annotation, molecular function: protein binding; structural molecule activity. Gene Ontology annotation, cellular component: intracellular anatomical structure; dystrophin-associated glycoprotein complex. The transcript has 18 exons. NCBI's taxonomy places the organism in Eukaryota, Metazoa, Chordata, Testudines, Emydidae.